GGACGACACAGACUCAGGAGCUGCACAAUUUGUACCUUGAGUUGGGGGAGAAAAAACAGCGGGUGAAGAUGCCUUCGUUGGGUCGUCCGGACUAUAGUGUUGGACAUCAUCUAUGACAAAGUUCAGGAAGACAUGCGGCCGCUGACUGCAAAGUGGGACAACACAGGUUGCACCCUCAUCACUGACGGGUGCACAGAUCGAAGGUACAGGCCUGUGAUGAACUUCAUCGGGACCGGCGAGAGUGGUGCAAUCCUCCUGAAGGUCGUGGAUGUGUCGAAGAAGAAGAAGACUGCAAUUGCUUUGGCGAUGAUGUGGGAGCAAGUCAUCAGGGACAUCGGGGUGCAGCGGGUGAAUGCAAUCUGCACAGACAAUGCAGAAGUCAACAAGCAAGCUGCACGGAUCCUGGGAAGGCACACUGAUCGCGACAUAUCUAGCAUUCCAUGGGUCCCGUGCGCAGCGCAUUGCUUGAGCUUGUUGAUGAAGGACAUCUGCGAGCUGGAUUGGGUGAAGGAGGUGGUGCAGCGCACAAAGAUGAUGGUGAAGUUCAUAAGGAGACACCAUCACACCGCCUCCCUUUACACAAAGUGUUCAGAACUGUCUAGGGAGUUGACGUUGAUUUUGCCCACGGAGGUUCGGUUUGCUUCCUCAUACAUGAUGAUGAACAGGUUUUGGGGCAGGCGACGUGUGCUAGAGGAUAUGAUGGAGGAGGGGUGGAGGCUGUUGAGGUGGAGUGCAAGGAAAGAUCGAGAUAAGUCCGACACUACGUACAUGACUGUCACUGGGAACGAGUGGUGGGUGAGGUUGAGCACGGUUUUGGAUGUGUUGGAGCCGAUAUACGAGUUGUUGAGGAAGAUGGACCGCAAUGGCACAGCCCCCCCAAGCCUUUGGCAUUUCGACGAGGGGUUGCGGAGGCGUCUCAAUACACUCACGGGUUUGACCGAUGUUCAGCGGCAGGCAAUCAUGAAGGCAGUCCGCAAGCGCACGAAGAUGAUGAGGCAGCCUGUUCAUGCGGCAAACUUUCUCCUCGACCCAAGGAGGAGAGACAUGAAGUGGUUGAUGGACAUGCAAACCCCGUUGGUCCAAAACACCCUCAAGUUCUUCUUGUCACAGUGCAAAGAGGAGGUCACUUGGGGGUGCAGGGAGCAGCUCGAUCUGUGGGCAGACUUACAAGCAUUCCACAGGGAGCCUACUGGAGACGUGGUGAAGGAUCCAGUGACAGGGAAAGUGGUGGAGGAGAGCUUUUGGACCGAAUUCGCGAAGUUUGACAGCUCGCUUACCCAAAUGACGGCCUCUGAAUGGUGGAACGCGCACGGGGCCUCUCAUAAGAAGUUGCGGGACAUUGUCGUGAGGGUCACAACGAUGUGGAGCACCGCAAACCCUUGUGAGAGAAACUGGUCAUCUCUCGAUCUUGUCCAUGACAAGAGGAGGGGCCCGCUGUCCCCUGACAGUCUCGCGAAAUUAGUCUACGUCCACUGGAAUCUUCAGCUGUUGGACAUCAAGAAGAAGAGCAUGGGAAGCUUGGCGGGGUACUUGGACAUGUGGGCUGCAUUCUUUGAUGAUGUGGAGGCGCCACCACCGAAUGAUCCUGCUGCAUUGCCCAAGGCAGCGACUGUAGCAGAUUUGACUGGCGAUGAACUGCAGCGGCAGCAGCAGCACCAGCAGCACCAAGAGCCAGUGCAAGAUGGGUUGCAGCAGCAGCAAGAGGAUGGGCUGCAGCAGCACCAGCAGCAGCACCAGGAGCCAGCGCAAGAUGGGUUGCUGCAGCAGCAAGAGACUGGGCAGCAGCAGCUGCAACAGCAGCAUCACGAAGGACUGCAGCAGCAGCAGCCUGAUGAGGAUGGACUGCAGCAGCAUCAGCAGCAACAACACGAUGGUCUGCAGCAGCAGCAGCAAGAGAAGGAGAGUGCGCAACCAAUCGCUAGAGUUAACUCCAGGCGGCCACAAGGGUCCAGCGCAGCAGCCAUCCUGGAUGCGGUCCAAACCCUUCCUUUCCCACCAGAGAUCGAGGACAUGCAGCACGACAACUUGGACGUCAGCCUGGCAGGAAGGAAGCGAAAGGUGCAGCCUGACACUGGUCCAAAAGUGGCAAGGAAAAGGGGUCGCCUGAGGAAGCAUCCACUGCCAGCGUCCGCAGGUGCUGCCGCCGGUGUGGAUGGUGCUGAAGGGGGUGAGGUGCAAGAGCAUGUCAUUGCGGGGAGGAAGGUGCAAGGGGGCCCUACACUCGCAGUGGACGGUGUGGAGACAGGCCUGCGAAAGCGGCCGAAGUGGAAGGCGGCGAAGAAGGCGAGGGUCGUGGAAGACGAUCCAACCGACUCGGAUGCAGAAGAAAGCAGUAGUGAGAGCGAUGAAGAGGGUCGGGAAAGCGACUGGGAAUAGCCACAUACAUCAGUGACACAGUGUGCCCCUGAUGUAUGUGUGGGGUUUUAUAGACAGGGCUCAGCGGGGGAGGAAGGUGCAAGGGGGCCCUACACUUCCAGUAGUUUGAGGGCUAAAAAUGUUCGACAGUCAAAGUCGAAGUGGUGGUUGUUUUGCACAGUUAAUCCCUUGGGUUUUCCAAGGCAAUCAAUGCUGUGCCUCUUC
Chara braunii is the source of this 2580-nucleotide messenger RNA. The record is from the annotation of a GenBank genome assembly. Lineage: Eukaryota; Viridiplantae; Streptophyta; Charophyceae; Charales; Characeae.